UUACCCCCAGUGUGGAGCAAAGUCCGACAGAGGGCCUUCACACGGCACCGUGUCUGGGACAGCCGUGUCUGUUUUCAUCUCUGUCCUGAGAGGGCUCAGCGGUUAUGAAUGACAUCUUACGCUGACCCGUACGGCCCCUCUCCUAUGGACAAUGAACAUCUCAAACUAUCUCCUGGAUCUCCCUCAGCCCACUGUUCUCCAAUCUACCGAUUACAAUCUGGACAUACUGACCCAAGAGGAACCGUCAACAUCCCAGGACUUGAAGCCGGACCCUGAUGGUAGGGCAGCUCAGGAUGACGGUUGUCCUGUGUGUGGUGACCGAGUGUCGGGGUAUCACUAUGGCCUGCUCACCUGUGAGAGCUGUAAGGGAUUUUUCAAGCGCUCGGUGCAGAACAACAAGCGCUAUAUGUGCGCAGAGAGACAGAGCUGUCCAAUGGACCCGGCCCAGAGGAAACGAUGCCCUUACUGCCGCUUUCAGAAAUGUUUAGCUGUGGGCAUGAAAAGAGAAGCUGUACGUGCAGACCGCAUGAGAGGUGGACGAAAUAAGUUCGGGCCGCUAUAUCGACGAGACAGACAACUGAAACAGCAGAGAGAAGUCUAUCAUACAGCGAACACCGCCCCCUACAGGAUCAAACAUGAAGGACCACAACAAUCCUUGCAUCAUGAUUUUCACGUCUCAACCCCUUCCCCUGGUGUUCUUGCCCCUGACCACUACUACUCCCCUCCGCCCUUUCCUCACAGCAUCUCCCAAUCAGAGUUCCCCAUGUUGUUGGACUGCACCGUACCCCGAGAACGUACACCGUCUGACCCCUCUCUGUCAUUUCACACACUGUACUAUCCAGGCUUUCACGGAUAUCACGGAAAAAGGGAUCUCCCGCUCAACUACAGCCCUGCUUCCGUGUCGCCCCCUGCGCCGAUCUCCCCUACCGUUGUCUCCACACCCGUCACCACGCUCACGCCAGCCUCAACUCCAUGUUCAACCCCUACAGCACAUAGCUUGACCACCAUGACCCCUAACCCUAGCUUGUGCUUUUUAAGCCAGCUCCUAGAAUCGGAGCCGGAUGAGAAGCAGCUCUGCACGCGGGUGCUGGCGAGCCUUCAAAGAGAGCAGGCCUGUCGAGGAAAACACGACCGCCUCAACACCUUCAGCAUCAUGUGCAAAAUGGCCGACCAGACUUUGUUUGCGCUGGUGGAGUGGGCUCGCAACAGCACGCUGUUUAAAGAACUUAAGGUGGAGGACCAAAUGGUGCUCUUGCAGAGCUGUUGGAGUGAACUGCUGGUUCUGGAUCAUCUGUGCCGUCAGGUGGCUUAUGGUAGAGAUGGUCGCAUCUAUUUGAUUACUGGACAACAAAUUGAGGUAUCGAUCAUCCUCAGUCAGGCUGGAGUUUCUCUCGGUAGUUUGGUGUCCAGGGCCCAGGACCUUGUCUUCAAGCUUAAAUCACUUCAGCUGGACAGGGAGGAGUUUGUGUGCCUUAAAUAUCUGGUUCUCUUCAAUCCAGAUGUCAAAUCAGUACAGGAUCGCAGACAGGUUGAACAGACACAAGAGCGUGUAAACCGAGCUCUGAUGGACCACACCAUGCAGACCCAUCCGGGUCACUCGGACAAGUUUGGCCAGCUGCUGCUCCGUCUGCCUGAGGUUCGCAGCAUCAGCCUGCAGGUGGAGGAAUAUCUGUAUCAGCGCCACCUGCUGGGAGAUUUACCCUGCAACUCACUCCUCACUGAAAUGCUGCAUGCUAAGCAGACAUAGGACUGUUUUUGAUAACUGUUAAUCUAUUUGACCUCCGAGUAUUAAAUGUGGAUUUGUGGCACAAAAUGAAUAUUUUAACGUCACCAAUUUGAGCUGUGAACAAAUCGAGAAACUAAUUGUCAUCAGUGGUUGUAUAUACAAUAUAAAAUAAAUAUUCUUAAAGGGUUCUUCACAGCAAUGCCAUAAGAACCAUUUCCGGCAUCUUUCUAAUGGCAAUAAUAAGGUUCUGUGGAUACUGAAGAUUCUUUAUGGAUGCCCUUACGAAAAUGAACCAUGGUUUUAUACCAGUUAAAACUCCAAA
This is a messenger RNA of Misgurnus anguillicaudatus (oriental weatherfish), 2048 nucleotides long. It is a transcript of the gene nr5a5, whose product is annotated as nuclear receptor subfamily 5, group A, member 5. The record is from RefSeq and is a predicted model, not a curated record. NCBI's taxonomy places the organism in Eukaryota, Metazoa, Chordata, Actinopteri, Cypriniformes, Cobitidae. Gene Ontology annotation, cellular component: RNA polymerase II transcription regulator complex. Gene Ontology annotation, molecular function: nuclear receptor activity; RNA polymerase II cis-regulatory region sequence-specific DNA binding; zinc ion binding. Gene Ontology annotation, biological process: tissue development; hormone-mediated signaling pathway; regulation of transcription by RNA polymerase II.